ACAAAAUGCCCGCAGGAGCCCUCGCGAACGUCGAGAGUGGCGGGCAGCGUUCUCCGUCGGUGCGCCAGGAGCCGGAGCGCUUCGCGGGAAGCCGCGCGUGGCCGGCGCAGGGAGGGUUGGAAGCUCGCGCUCCCCCGCCGCUCUCCUCCGCCUCGUCCCCCCCCCCGACCGCCUUUUUCCUCUCGCCGGCUUCUGCCUUCCCCUAAGGGGGUGGUGGUUGGGGGCCCUUCCGCUCAGCGUCCCCGUCGGCAAGAUGCGCCCCCCGCGGCAACUUCUCCCGCGCCUGCUGGUCCUCUCGGCGGCUUGCCUCGGCCUGGCGGGCGGGCUCUUUCUCUUCGGGGAGCCCGAGUUCUCCUACAAGCGGUCCAACUGCAAGCCCAUCCCCGCCUCCCUCUUGCUAUGCCGCGGGAUCGAGUACCCCGACAUGAGGUUGCCCAACUUGCUGGGCCACGAGACCAUGCAGGAGGUGCUGGAGCAGGCGGGCGCCUGGAUCCCGCUGGUGCAGAAGCAGUGCCACCCGGACACGCGCAAGUUCCUCUGCUCCCUCUUCGCGCCCGUCUGCAUCGCCGACCUGGACGAGACCAUCGAGCCUUGCCAUUCGCUCUGCGAGCAGGUGAAGAACAGCUGCGCCCCGGUGAUGUCCGCCUUCGGCUUCCCUUGGCCCGACAUGCUGGACUGCGCCCGGUUCCCCCAGGACAACGACCUGUGCAUCCCGCUGGCCAGCAGCGACCACGUCCUCCCGACUCCCAGGGAAGUGCCAAAAGUUUGUGAUGCCUGCAAAAACAAGAAUGAAGACGACAAUGAAAUUGUAGAAAAUCUUUGCAAAAAUGACUUUGCUCUAAAGAUAAAAGUGAAGGAGAUCGCCUACAUCAAUGGAGACACCAAGAUCACUCCAGAAACAAAGAGCAAAACCAUCUACAAGCUGAACGGGGUGACGGAAAGAGACCUGAAGAAGACGGUGCUCUGGCUCAGAGGUGGCCUUCAGUGUACCUGCGAUGAGAUGAAUGAUAUCAACGCACCAUAUUUAGUCAUGGGACAGAGGUUGGCUGGGGAGUUGGUAAUCACCUCCGUCAAACGAUGGCAGAAAGGCCAACGAGUUUUUAAGAGGUUUUCACGCAGCAUCCGCAAGCUGCAGUGCUAAUUGCUUGGAGUUUCUGGUCACAUUUAGUUGCCCUGCCUUAAGUUCUUUCGCAUCUUCUUCCCGCAGCGAUAAACACCCGGUAGCAUGAAAGAGCCGCUUCUUUUAAGAAGAAAAGAGGCUUCCCUCCUUCUAAUUGUGUACAUAUAAUAAACUAUAAUUGCCCAAAUCAUGAUUUUUCUUCUGUAUAAUUGUUUCCAAAAUGUAUUGUUUAGAGCUGUCCAAAACCUAACUUUGAUCUUCUUUAUAAUUCUUCCUUUAAUUAUAUUCAUAAUACAUUCUGUCUGGCUAACCUUUCUGCGUAGGUUAUGUAUCCAUUUGGGCAUUGGAGUCGACUUGUUCAGUUUGGUUUUGUUCCAAGUAAAAACAAAUGUGGGAGCCACAGUGUGGGAGAUAACAGCGCCAAUUUUAAAUGCCAAUUUUGCAACUUGGCAUUUAAAAGACAAAGUUCAUUUUAAAAACUUUACUCUAACAGAAAUUGUAACUCAAAGAUGGGCAAAAUAGAACUCAAAAAUAUCUUGAGAGUUUCUUUCCCCAAAUCCUCUGCUGAAUUAUACAUGCUUAGGGCCUCUAACGUCCAUGAGUUGGUGUGCAUUAAACUUCAAUCUCAUGCAUACUUCUGUGGGGAGGUGCACUGCACUUUAUGGGACUGGCGUCUGCCAACAUACGUUGCAUUGAAAGCGUGCUAUAAACUAUAGCCAUCACUAUGUCUCUAUUUACCUUUGAAUAUUAGGCCUAAUUUUAUGUUAUCGGGAAUGCGUCAUCUAGUUUUAUUCAUUACAGAGAAAUUAUCCAUGCACAUGUGCUACUUGGGCAAGAAGUACAUCAAUAAGUGUGUAUUAAUCAUUUGCACAUAGUAUUUUAUACAAAGCUUAGUACUGUUUUAAAUUGAAGUACUUUGAUGCUUCACAAAUUAAAGGUUUCUGUAGCCUAACUGUAAAGUAAGUAGUGGCUCUUUGAAAAAAAAAAAAGUUGUAAAAUAUUACUUUCCCAAACCUUGUAAAUAAUCCAGAUAAACCUUAUAUUCUUGUAUAUAAACUUUACAUCAUAGUUUACACUUUGUCGUGUUUUUGUCUUUAGGUUU
This is a messenger RNA of Ahaetulla prasina, 2222 nucleotides long. RefSeq names its product secreted frizzled related protein 2 (gene SFRP2). The transcript is spliced from 3 exons. The record is from RefSeq and is a predicted model, not a curated record. NCBI's taxonomy places the organism in Eukaryota, Metazoa, Chordata, Lepidosauria, Squamata, Colubridae. The coding region runs from base 254 to 1141 and encodes 295 amino acids. Gene Ontology annotation, biological process: canonical Wnt signaling pathway; negative regulation of canonical Wnt signaling pathway; non-canonical Wnt signaling pathway. Gene Ontology annotation, molecular function: Wnt-protein binding.